AUGCAUCAGUCAAACGAAGAAUUCGUCAAGUUUCUUGGGGAAGGCGCUUAUGGUUUGGUUAACCUAGUCCGCUACACUAAUCCCCACGACGGAUCUUCGUAUCUCUCCGCCGUCAAGAACUCGUAUGACGCAAACUACGACAGUCUCCAAGCAGAGUUACAUGUUCUUCUCGAACUCAGGGGAUGUCCCAGAAUCGUUACGUGUUUCGGUGACUCUCUUCAACAAGGCCUAAGCGAUCACGGUAACAAAGUACACAAACUUCAACUUGAGUACGCUUCUGAAGGUAGCUUACGCACUUUCAUGGACAAAUACGCCGAAAGAAAGUUGCCGGAACCGGUGAUUAAAGAUUUCACAAAGAUGGUCCUUGAAGGUUUGGUGUCUAUUCACGGACAUGGUUAUGUUCACUGUGACAUCAAACCAGACAACUUACUUGUCUUCCCGACAAGUCAAGAUUCAUCAUACGAGAUCAAGAUAUCGGAUUUUGGUAACGCGUUAGAGGUAGGAGUGGUUCCUAAAUUCUGGGAAUCUGAGUUCCCGUGGAUCGGCACUCCCAUCUACAUGCCUCCUGAGUCUGUCUCUGACGGCUUCGCUGACAAAGGAAUAGAUUUGUGGUCGGUGGGGUGUUUGGUACUGGAGAUGUACACGGGAGUUAUACCAUGGGAAGGUGUUAAUAUCGAUCUUCUAGCCACUCUUCUUCGUAGUGGUGAAGCUCCCGAGAUUCCUGAGAGUAUACCUUCUGAUGCAAAGGAUUUUAUCCAAACAUGUUUCUCAAGGGAACCCGAGGAGAGGGGAAGCGCUUUUGAGUUGCUGUCUCAUCCCUUCUUGCCUCGUCCACAAGUUGAAGAAGAGGACAAGAAGACAGGUAACUCGUUUCUGUUGAAGCUAUUCAAUUUGAGAAUGAUCAGAGGAAGACGUUCCAACAAGAAACCAACGACAGAUGCUGUUGCUGUUUCAGAGAAGAAGCCUUUGAAGUUGAGGUUUUUCCCUACAAAGACCACACAGUUUAAAAGAACUCUGAACAAAGUCUUGAGGUUAAAGACUAUGCCCAUGAAGAUAUCGACUGACUUCAAUUUAGUUUCAGUUAAUUAG
Messenger RNA from Eruca vesicaria subsp. sativa (arugula), 1089 nucleotides. The record is from the annotation of a GenBank genome assembly. Lineage: Eukaryota; Viridiplantae; Streptophyta; Magnoliopsida; Brassicales; Brassicaceae.